CGAUUGGUCUGCUGUAUAGGAAAAGAGAGUCACACAGAAAGAGAGAGGAAGUGCAAUACAACAGUCUGCACUGCUGUGGAAGUGACUUCUCUACAGCUCCAUUCUCCGAUACAGUUGGAGUGAAAAGGAGAAACUAUGCCUGGACCACCACCACCUCCUCCUCCACCUCCUCCCACCUUUGCCUUGGCAAAUACAGAGAAACCAUCUCUGAACAGAUCUGAGCAGCAGGGGAGGAAUGCCCUACUGUCUGACAUCAGUAAAGGAGCCCGUCUGAAGAAAGCCGUCACCAAUGACCGCAGUGCUCCAGCAUUAGAUAAGCCCAAAGGAGGAGGUGGAGGUGGAGGAGGUGGAGGCGGAGGUGGAGGAGGUGGAGGUGGACUAGGGGGUCUGUUCCAGGGUGGAAUGCCACGACUAAAAUCCUCUGGAGGCGCUUCUGCACGGCCACCCAUGCCACCCACUGGUGGUAGAUUCCCUGCACCAGGUGGAAACACUCCUCCUAGAAGAAGUCCUUCUGGCAGGGGCAAUGUCCCACCCGUACCUUCCUCUGCGCCUUCCCCUCAGCGCAGUUCCCCAUCCAGUGGCCCUCCUAGUUUACCUGGAGGCCGUCCCCCUGUGCAAUCAACGCCACCAGGCCGGCGCCCCAGCUUACCCCCAGCCCCUUCGAGUGGCCCCCCUGGACGCCAAGGCUGUUUUCCCCCACCUCCUGUUCCAUCUGGUGGACGCCCACCAUUUCACAAAAAUCCCUCUUCCUCUUUAGAUGAUUUUCCACCUCCUCCUCCACCAUCCUCUGGGGGAUCUUUCCCUCCACCACCGGUUCCCUCUAGUGGCCGUCCUCCACUUCCUGGAAUUCCCUCUUCUUCCUCCUCAGAUGAUUUUCCACCUCCACCACCUAUGGGAGGAAACAGGACGUCUUUUCCUCCACCUCCAAUUCCCUCUAGUAGCCGUCCUCCACUUCCCGGAAUUCCUUCAUCCUCUUCAGACGAUUUCCUGCCUCCCCCACCUAUGGGAGGAAACAGGUCAUCCUUCCCUCCACCUCCUGUUCCCUCUAGUGGUCGUCCUCCACUUCCUGGAGUUCCUUCAGCCUCCUCAGAUGAUUUUCCACCUCCACCACCUGCAGGAGGAAACAGAGCAUCAUAUUCUCGUGAAGGACCUCCACCACCACUGCCUCCAACAGGAAAUAAACCACCACCAGUCCCCUCAGCCCCAAGGCCUACAGGCAAUGCCCCACCACUUCCAUCAGGAAGAGGAGACUUGCCUCCAUUGCCCCCUGCACCUCAAGCAUCGUCCAACAUUCUCCCCCCUCGUCCAGGAACCACUGGUCCACCUCCACCUCCACCCACUUCCCGACCACCACAGGGACGGAACCCCUCAUCUGGACGAUCAGUAGGUUCUCUUCCACCUCCUCCUCCACCAGGAGGAGGCAGAGGUGGCACCAUGUCUCCACCUGCGCCUCCUCCUAGCCGUCCCGGUGGCGGUGGAGGGGCAGGCAGACCUCCUCCACCCCCAGAGCGGCCUGGAGGAGGAGGUUUUCCUCCCCCACCUACCUCCUCUAUGGGCAAUGGCUACCAGCGGCCCCCUCAGGGACAUGGUGCAGAUGAUUGGGGGAUGAGAUUUUCCUUCCAUUCCCUGUCUGAGCUGCCUCCUCCAGAACCUUAUGUCCCUUGCCCUAAGACAUACCCAAGCAAGGCUGGUAAGGGUGACAGCAAAGGACCAUCACAGAAAGAGAGAGGUGCUCCUCCACUGCCUCCACUGCCUGCAGGAGCCAGAUAAAGGGAAAUCAAUCACACCAUUGCAGUAUUAUUGGGGCCAGGUUGAUAUCUCAAUCAGAGGUCCAAAACAAAUAGUUUAAAAUAAAGUUUUUAAGAUGUUACUAAUGGUUGAAAUUCCAGAACACACACAAAAACACACAUACACAUACAUUCAAUGAAUACGCGAUUUCACAGGCGGUUAAUAGUUAUUUUAAUGUAAUGAAUUCCAAAUGUAUUUUUAAAGGGUUUCUACUAUAUUUGCUGUUUUUCUGUUACUACUUUUUUAGUAUUGUAUGUAUGAAUACAUGACUGAAGUAAUUAAUAAUAUUAAUAUGAGUUAAUGUUGGAUGAAUUGACAGGUGGAUGAUGAUAUAAAAGGCUAUGCUGUUUUGAAAUAAAGCACUUUUAUCAGAUACAACCUGUUCCAGAAAGUGGGCCAUUUUAUUUCCACAAUAAUAAUAUGUACAAUUGCAAGACAUUUAAGUAAUGAUCCAAAUACUUUGUAACUUCAUUCUGACAUUUUGGACUUAACAGUUAAUAAUAUUUUGAACCUGGCUGUUGUAUUAGUAUAUCAUGAUGAAUGGACUAAUAGAAAUGCUCCAAAAUGACUUUGGAACGAAAUUGAAGGUUUUCUCUUCUAUUGUAAAAAAUAUGAGAUUUAUGUGGUAGACACAGAUGAUAUAUUAACAUAUGAAGUAUUGAUGCCUAGUUUAAACAUGUAAGAUAUAUCAAAUGUUUACAAAUUACAUUCAAAUAAAUCAAUAAAGGAAGUGCCUACAGACGGUUAUAAAAUGAGUAUUAAAAACAUUGUAAUAUUUCA
This is a messenger RNA of Astyanax mexicanus (Mexican tetra), 2568 nucleotides long. It is a transcript of the gene wipf1a, whose product is annotated as WAS/WASL interacting protein family, member 1a. The coding region runs from base 136 to 1770 and encodes 544 amino acids. NCBI's taxonomy places the organism in Eukaryota, Metazoa, Chordata, Actinopteri, Characiformes, Acestrorhamphidae. Gene Ontology annotation, molecular function: actin binding. The transcript has 8 exons. The record is from RefSeq and is a predicted model, not a curated record.